Microdochium trichocladiopsis is the source of this 1962-nucleotide messenger RNA. RefSeq lists its product as uncharacterized. The record is from RefSeq and is a predicted model, not a curated record. Lineage: Eukaryota; Fungi; Ascomycota; Sordariomycetes; Xylariales; Microdochiaceae. Bases 369 to 1769 code for a protein of 466 amino acids. The transcript has 2 exons.
ACAUGAGACCGGCUUUCCCCAGACACUGACUGGCCUUAAUCAUGGCUUUUAAAGCUCUCUUGGAAGCCCAUUUUUGCUUUCAGCCUGCAUGAACUGCGACCUUGUCAGACAUCACGCACGAGACCUAGUCCACCAGUUGAGCUGGUGCAAAGUGCAGCCCGCGUGCGGCCACUGACAUACCACGGCUGGAAGUCGACCAUCUUUCGUUCUUUCUCUCUUUAUUUGCUCCCAGUGUCCUAAGAGUGCUGCGCGGCUCUACCACUUUCUGUGUUUGUCACUCUGCAUCGCCAGAUAAGCUUGGCAGUUCUCACACACAAAACCACGGAGUUCAACACAAACAAAAACAUCAUCAACAACAAUCGGGAAAAAUGGCUCCCCAGUACCGCCCAGUAGCCCGCCUCCGCCUGCGCGUCCGGCGGCGCGUGCAAAACGUCGUGGGCAUAAUCACGGGCACGCACCCGGGCGAGUCGACCACCGUGGACGAGUACUACUCCUCGUCCUCGUCCUCGUCCCCGCGUUCCUCCUCCUCGCUACACGCACGUCAUCGGCAGCGACGGAACAGCCAGUAUUCGUCUCGCGGCGCCGGCAAGCAGCAGCAGUCGUACAACUCGCUUGCGUCCAUCAGCGAGAGCGACGAGGAGGACAGCAUCACGGACACGGAUACCAAUAGCGACACGGGGAUCACGCCGUCGUCUUCAGUGUCCGUGUUUGAUCCUGACAGCAGCGAUGACGACGAUGACAAUGACGACGAUGAAGACGAGGAGGAGGAGGGACAGCGAGAGAGACGCCACGACGAGCCCCGGAACCCGUUCUCAGACUACUACGAGGCGGAUGAGACGACGGCAGCGGCGACGACGGCUACCGGCUCACAGCUGGUCAGGGUCAAAGCUCGCGGCCACGGGCCCAGCAAGACACAGAAGCAGAGACAGAACAACCCCUACAGACGGUCCAUGGAUGGCGAAGGUCGAAUGGGGAGUAAGACGGGAGGCGGCAGUGCGCCGUAUCGAGUCACCCUGCCCAAGGGGAUGAAGUGGAAGUCCACCCCUGGAGCAUACUACGGCUUCGCGACGACGACGACAACAACAAGGCGGACGACACAGCGCGGUGACAAGAACGAGGGCAAGCCCGCACGUGGCCAGAACGGUCUCAAAAGCUCGACAGCCACAGCAACCACAGCAGCAGCAGCAGCAGCAACCAAGCCGAGAGUAAUAGAGCUGGACUGGAACCACACCUCCCACGGCGCGUACCAGCUCCUCCGCCCGGCCAACCCGCGCUACGUCCGGAGCUUCACGUCGGGCGCCAUCGCGGCGGGUGGCGCCGACGCGGGCACCAUGAUGGCCAUGCUCGAGUGCCACACCCCGGCGUGCGAGAUCUCUUGGGGGAGCGGGAGCACCACCACCAGCGGGGCGAUGAUGCGGAUGGCCGAGUUUGACGGCCUGGCCGGGCUGGGCUACGGCGGGUUCGGCGCGGGCGACGCCCAGUGGCUCGAGUACAUGAGCAUCCCGUCUGGGAGCCUGGGCAAGGCCGGGAGAUGGGUCGGGCGGAGGCUCGGGCUCUGCGGUGGUGGUGGUGGCGGUGGUGGUAGUGGUAGUGGCCGAGAGGGGAGGAGUACGGAAGAGAAAGGAAGUGGUGGUGGUGCUGCUGGGCUUUCUGGGAAAAAGUCGGCCGUGGUUAGGCCGUCGGCUGGCAAUGGCGCUGUCGGGCAUGUCGUUGCUCCUGGCGCGGCGGCGGUAAGGGCCGUCAGCGCGAAGAGGGUGCGCUUUGCGUAAGCCAGUAUUUCAUGUGCGCUGCAGUAUGUGCAGACCCUUCCCGGGAGGUGCACAAGCAUUAGUGGUUGACGGAAUGAAUUCGAAGGAAAGGGAAAGGAGUGACAAUUUGGCGUUGGCUGUCUAUUUCAAUAUACCAGGGAUACUUUUUCUACGUAGCACUUCAAGCCCAACAUUUUCAAACUUCUACUGUCGC